Molecule: messenger RNA, 2474 nt
Organism: Armigeres subalbatus
Lineage: Eukaryota; Metazoa; Arthropoda; Insecta; Diptera; Culicidae
Exons: 6
Coding region: 416-1408 (330 amino acids)
Biological process (GO): arachidonate secretion; phospholipid metabolic process
Source: RefSeq, a predicted model, not a curated record
UUACGCCACCAGUCUAGUGGGAGCUUUUGUGCGGAAAACAGCGCAACUGGAUCGCUUUUGUGACCUGUCGUUUGUCACUUGUUGUCGUCGCGGGUUUAGAAGGUUUUCUGUGUUUUGACUAUUGUUGACCGUUGCAAGUGCAAAAAAUAAAAGUGCAACGGUGUUGUUCUGUGCGUACGAAUCGUUGGGGAUUGUUCGCGUGAGGAAAAUCCGCAGCGCGAAACGAAGUAGCAAGUUGCACCACCGGGAAGGUCAAUUUAUGGGAGAAGCCGGCAGUGCCGAGUUCCAGAGCGAACAAAAGGGCCUCCAAAACACGUGCAAAUCUUGACGGCGGCAGCGGUCGAGAAGAGGCACCAGGAAAAGAAGAAAAAAGUCACACCGGACAGCGAGCGAGUUACUGCUAGCGGCCAUCACAAUGUCUCUGCUGCGGUGGGGUACUUCCAAAAACCUGACCCGGUUCCUGCUGAUCCUGCUGAGCGGGGUGCUAACGCUGCUGACGACGGCCAAGGCGAAACCGACCCUCAGCUUCGAGCUGUCGAAGAUCCCCGGCUUCACACAGAUCGUGGAACGAAGGCUGCAGGAUGCGAUGAAGAGUUAUAGCGAACGUCGCCUGGACGGGGCGUCGUUGCGGAUGGUCUACUUCCACGAUCAGACGGUGGCCGUCGUUGAGCUGGGACCGGAGAAGAAACUGAUCGGAUGCGAGCUGAUUGAAAUCUAUAAGGACUCCGACGGCAACGAGCUGCUGCGGAAUCUCUCCUCUAUCAACCGGCCGCUGGAAAUCUCGUUCCGUGACAUGAUCAAACUGAUGGAGCAGUGCGAACAGGUGGAUCGGAUCUACGAAAAGCACAAGUUCCGGGCCGCAUCCUUGCCGCCACAGUCCAAAUCUCUGGAUAAAGUGGACCUUCGAUUGAACGCCGAUGCCGACGAGGGCGAUGACUCGACGACUCCCUCCACGACGACGACUACCGCCAGUUCGGUUAGCAUUUUUCAAUUUCUAACUAACGGAGGCAGCUCGGGCCAGGGCAUCAGCAAGCGGGGGAUCUUCAGCACCAGUCCGUUCUCGCUGUUCAGUGGCAUCAUCCCGGGGACAAAGUGGUGCGGAACCGGAGACAUUGCCGACACGUAUCACGACCUCGGCGAAGACACCACGAUGGACAGGUGUUGUCGGACGCAUGAUCUCUGCCCGUUAAAAGUCCGAGCGUACCAGAAACGGUACAACCUCAGCAAUAAUUCGAUUUAUACGAAAUCCCAUUGCAAGUGCGAUGAUAUGCUGUACGAAUGCCUCAAGAAGACUAACACCUCGGCAGCUCAGGUGAUGGGUUCCAUCUACUUCAACUUGGUGCAGGUACCCUGCGUCGAGGAGACCCCCAAAGGAAUGUCAUUCCGAAAGGCUCGAGAAGGCUUCUAGAGGUGAGGAAGCAAACCAAAUCUGAAGUGCCUUCGACUACAAGCGGCAGGGUUGACAAACCCUGCCCCUAGUUGAAACCGUUUGAGCUGCAGAAUCUUUUCAAAUUCUCGACCAAAUCAAAGAGCAAUUUGCGCCGUUGUGAUUAAUGUGAUUGUUUAGCAAACCUCUUUCUUACUGUAAUUAGUUGUUGUUAGUAGAAACGAAUCAUGAGGCCCUCAUCUUAUACGUAAAAUUUGGUUGGUAUUGGAAAAUGUUUUCCAUCGAACUUGGAAUUUCAAGUAGCCAUAUCUAACUGAUUCCAAACUGAAAGGGGAUACAAAAAAAUCACGCAUGUUUCUUAAAGCGAUUCGUCCGGAAUCAAAUGAGAUUUUAUCAACUAAGCCGUCCUCAAAUGCAUACGCCAAACCUCGCAUGCGUGUUAUUUCGCCGUUGUUCUUUCACACCAACCACAUGGCCGAUCCCAUCGAUAAUCUAAGACAAGAUCUAAGAUCAGCAGUGUGCAAGGAACUGAAAGUUGUCUCUCAUGCAUCAAAAGACAGCUCUAAUUUAUUUACGUUUCGAUUAAAGUGGAGAAAAAAAUGGAAAACAAUAAUGUUUCAAAUUGUUGCGGAUUAAAAGUUCUAAACGGACUCAAAAUAGUGUGUAAGUGGAUGUUUUUGUUUAGGAAACGAAUAGUAAUCUGAUUGAUUAAAGCAAUAAAACAAACGUGUACGUAGAUCCACAGCGAACAGGUAAUCUAAACGAGAACAAAUUAUCUUCGAAAAGUUUUGUAGGAUAACAUACAAAUAUUUAGCAAUUUAGUGAUGGCAGUGCCACCACAAAAUUGCUGCAGUAACCUCACAAGCAUGGGUCAUGCAAUAUGAGAAGACAUUUCCGUGAUUGUGUCCAGAUUGCGGGGUUACUGUACUUACGAAUAUUUUGAUAUUUUGGAUGUUAUAUUUGCUUCACAUUUUCACGUUCUUGUCGGAUGUCUAUUCUAUGUUGUAUAACAAACUACAAAUUAUUGUAUAACAAUGUUAAUAUUAAGUAUUUAUUAUUAAAAGUUGUGAUCGUUCUGGUAAUGAAA